This is a messenger RNA of Oryzias melastigma (Indian medaka), 1705 nucleotides long. RefSeq names its product ribonuclease P/MRP 40 subunit (gene rpp40). Lineage: Eukaryota; Metazoa; Chordata; Actinopteri; Beloniformes; Adrianichthyidae. Gene Ontology annotation, biological process: tRNA 5'-leader removal; tRNA 3'-end processing; endonucleolytic cleavage in ITS1 to separate SSU-rRNA from 5.8S rRNA and LSU-rRNA from tricistronic rRNA transcript (SSU-rRNA, 5.8S rRNA, LSU-rRNA). The coding region runs from base 30 to 1070 and encodes 346 amino acids. Gene Ontology annotation, cellular component: ribonuclease MRP complex; multimeric ribonuclease P complex. The transcript is spliced from 8 exons. The record is from RefSeq and is a predicted model, not a curated record. Gene Ontology annotation, molecular function: ribonuclease MRP activity; ribonuclease P activity.
AUCUGAGUUCACUCAGGAACUCCGUCAGGAUGCAGGACCUUAGCAGAUGUCCUCGAAACCUGCUGGUCUGCGAGCGGUCCAGCUUCCAAAACCAGAAGAACCGGGUCAGCGCGCAAGUGGAGCAAAUGCAUUUCAACUACAAGGUGUCUCUGCUGCUGCCUGAUUGUAGCUCCGCCCCCUCCCAUCUGGACAAAGUGUUGAAGUCCUUCAGCAGUUUUUACCUGAUUAAAAAGCUGCCCAUCUACAAGCUGCUGAAUGAAGACUUCCUGCGGAGUGCUGUCUACAACGGCAGCGUGUACGGUUUGUCCUACCAGACUCACAUCGACGAGGAUAACUGCAUCUCCCUGAUGCCCAACGGUAUCUUGACCCUGUCCCUGGACAAGGACUCCUUUGAGCUGCUGGGCUUUGAGGGGAAACCAUCGAAGUUUAACCACAGACGCCGCAGCAGAUUUGUGGUAACUGUGAACCUGACGGACAGCUGCAUGGCUCCUGGAGAGCGCCGUUACCUCAGACUUCUUGAGGGUCUGAAGUCCCGCCUUCCACUACAAACUGACUUCCUGUUGUCGCAUCAUCCAGGGGGCGGGGCUUCUCUGGAUCCCCUUCUGUCUUGCUGUGAUUGGUCAGAGCACCAACCUGAGGUCAGCGUCCGCAGCCUGACCAAUCUGUCCUUCCCUGUCCCUGAGUCAUGUGACCCUCACAGCUUCCUGCAGUGGUUGGGUGCGGUGGAGGCUGGCAUCAGCUGUGAGAACUCAUCCAACAGCUUCCUGUCCACGCUGAUCUGUCCGGAACCAAAAACUCAGACUGACUGCGCUCUGAGCGCGUGCGUGAGCGGCAUGCUGCUGCCGCAGGACAUCCAGCGCCUCAUUGGUCAGCUCAGGUGUCACCUGGAGCAGGUCCGGUCCUGGGCGGUGCUGACUGUUCACGGGUUUGCGGAUAGCCCCAUGUCCUGGGGGGGCAGAGAGCACGGCUUUCUGCGAGGAGGAGAGAACUUUUACAGCCUGCUGAUGUCCCAUGACCACACCUACCAACUUCACCUGGCCGUCGGCGCACACGAUGCCUGCCCGCCAUGAUGCCGCUAACCCAUACGAACCAGCAGAAGUGACUGACCCAUCAGGCUUAGAACUGCACCAGAUCAGAACCAGUUUGCGAUCAGAAGACAAGAACUUCUUGAUUUUAUUUAGUUUGCUUCGGACUGGUGGUUCUGAUUCAACCCUUCAAAUUCCAGUUUUAUUACAUUUACAGUAAUACACCAAGAACAGAAUCAGAACCUCUGUGCUUUUCAAUGAGAGCAAGGGGAAUUAAACCAGGUCAACACACCUUUUGUGGACGGUUGAGCUGCAGCAGAACCACAAAGGCUGAGAGAAUUGACCAAUCAUAGCAGCUCUGGAGUCAUUUGGAAGAUCUGCGUCUGGCGUUCAGGUGGUUUUCAUGACUUUGUUCGCUUUCUAUUCCAACAUUGUGCCUUCAAACUGCUCACAUAUGCAAACCACCAACAAACAGUAAAGUACAUUUUCUGGAGCAGCUAACCCAUAGACUUAAAAAAAAUGGAUAGAAACGCCUCGUUUGUCUAACGAAAGCUCCAAAAUAUGAGAAUUUAAAGAAGUAAAACACGUUUAUUGUUAAAUGUGGACCAGAGUGCUUCAUUUUGAUGUUUGUCAUUUCAUCAGCUAAUAAAGUAUUGCAACAUUUUUUUAUUUACACUUAA